AUGGAGAUAAAGAAAAAGGCCCCAACGGCCGUCAAACGAAGAGAGUUGAAUUAUGUCGAACAGAAAGGGAUUUCUUUUCCUGGCUUGGCAUGUUUCGAUAAGAACAAGGUCUACUUUAUAAGCGCCUUCAAUUUUGAAGUUGAAAAAGAAAAAAAACCUAAAAUCUGGUUCGAUAAACUCAUAAAUGAUGAGUAA
Clunio marinus is the source of this 195-nucleotide messenger RNA. The record is from the annotation of a GenBank genome assembly. NCBI's taxonomy places the organism in Eukaryota, Metazoa, Arthropoda, Insecta, Diptera, Chironomidae.